Molecule: messenger RNA, 747 nt
Organism: Impatiens glandulifera
Lineage: Eukaryota; Viridiplantae; Streptophyta; Magnoliopsida; Ericales; Balsaminaceae
Product: zinc finger protein 6-like
Exons: 2
Coding region: 1-747 (248 amino acids)
Biological process (GO): negative regulation of abscisic acid-activated signaling pathway
Source: RefSeq, a predicted model, not a curated record
AUGGAGGGAAUUCAUGAAGUGAAGGAGGGAGACGAUGUUGUGGAAGGUCCAACCACUGGAUCUGAGCCGGUUCUUAACAUGGAACCCUUGAGUGAACACAACCCGGUUGGCUCUAGUGUGUUGGAUUCCUCCUCUCUCUUGGAGGAAAAUAAGGUAGAGUUACCUUCUCAGAAAAGGUUUUUCUCUUGCGACUAUUGUAACCUAUCUUUCUCGGAUUUCCGUGCUUUGGGAGGGCACCAAACUUUGCAUAAGCGUGAGCGUGACCUCGUAAACAAGGAAUUUGAGUUGCAUAGAACUUCUCCAUUAAGGUUAAGAUACACUAAUAAGCCAUUUCCUUUAGGGUUUCAAAUGGGUUCUUAUACCAAUGGGCCUCCAUUUAAUGGGUCAAACAAUCAUAAUGGAUCAAUUUUUUUGUCCUUUUCUAGUCCAAGAUCCCCAAUCAUGCCUCACAACUAUGUGUCCCCACAACCACUAUACUCAAGUAGGUUUAGGAGUACUGGAGUGUAUCAUGCAAACAUUAAUGGUGGUGGUGGUAGUGGCAGUGGUGGAGGCAAUAACAUCAAUAUUGCACCACCAUUUAGGUUCCCGGGAAGUAUUAGGAACCAUGGAGGAGGUGUGUCGAGGUAUCUUUCAGAGCCACUGAAUCCCCAUGGGAAUAGCACUAUGGAUGCAGGCUUUCUCAAUCUUGUUAAUGGAUCUGUGGAAGGUGAUGGUGGAGGUGAACUUGAUUUGGAUCUGAAACUUUGA